Molecule: messenger RNA, 2227 nt
Organism: Prosopis cineraria
Lineage: Eukaryota; Viridiplantae; Streptophyta; Magnoliopsida; Fabales; Fabaceae
Product: protein PNS1
Exons: 5
Coding region: 173-1855 (560 amino acids)
Biological process (GO): transmembrane transport
Cellular component (GO): membrane
Molecular function (GO): transmembrane transporter activity
Source: RefSeq, a predicted model, not a curated record
AAAGCCUAGUGAACAAAAUAACGGGCUAAAACAAAUAACGUCAUCUACCACAGAAUCCACCCCUCAUUAAGACAAGUAAAACAUUCCAGAGACCAUCAGCGACGCCGUCUCCGUCACUCUCCGCCGCCACCGUCACCACCGCCACCGCCACCGAAGGACUCUUGACUUUUAAAUGGGUGCUGAACAACCUGUUGUUGAGGGAGGAAGUGAAGCAGAAGCUGAAGUGAGAGAAGGAAAUGGAAACAAGGAGGAAAAGGAAGAAGAGGCUAAGGAUUUGGAAAAAGGUAAAGUGGAUUUCGAAGAGAGAGAUAUUCAGACCAAUUAUAAUAAUGUCGAAAAUCGUCAUGCUCAUGAAGAAUUUCAGCACUCGAUGUUUCAUAGAUUGAACCCCACGAACCCUUUGAGGAUUGUAAUUAACAGCAAUACCAGAGUUGCAUCUCCUGCUGCUGCUGCUGCUGCUGCUGCUCCUGCUCCUCCUCAUCCUCAUCCACCUCCUCCUCCUCCUCCUGAAUCUCAGCCUCGCUCUGUUCCAACCCUGCAGCCACAGCGACCCGUGACAUUGAAUUCGAGAAGAUACACCAACAGAAUAUCCCUGUUUCUCUUCCUUCUCCACUUCUUUUUGGCUGUUGUUCUGGUUUGCUUUCUUAUUUUCAAGGGAAUCCAAGGGCUAAUCCAAGCACCAGGUUCUAUCAGAAGGAAAGAGAAAAGGGUUUUAAAGUUCUUUCUGCCACAAGUGGAAGCUGCAUGCCUUAUUAGCAUCACUCUAGCAUUUAUAUGGCAGAAAGCAAUAAGGAAGUGGCCAACUUUUAUGGUUCAUUUCAUACUCUGGUGCUCGUUUCUGAUGUCUCUUGCAGCUGGAGUCCUUCUUCUUUGCUUCCAGAGACCUUCCACUAAUGGUGUUGGAGUUUGUUUGAUUGCUUUUUCAAUAGGCAAUGGCUUGUAUGCCUGUUGGGUUUACAAUAGAAUUAAGUUUUGUUGUAAGAUCUUGAGCCUAUCUCUUCUGCCAGUAGCAAAAUUCCCAGAUUUGAAUUAUCCCACUUACUGUGUGCUUGGUGCUUCAUUCCUCUGGAUGACUCUGUGGACUGUAGCUGUGAUGGGAGCCUUGAAUUUUUAUGUUCCUCCGUUGAUUAUAAUGGUGUUGAUGUUGAGCUUGGCUUGGACUAUAGAGGUCUUCAGGAAUGUUGUUAACAUCACUGUUAGUAGGGUAAUUGCCUUGUAUUAUCUCAGAGGGAUGCAAUCAAGCACUAAGUUUUGCUUUCUCAGAGCAUUAACAAGGAAUCUUGGAAGCGCUUGUUUAGGCUCUCUCUUUGUUCCAACAAUCGAAGCUCUCAGAAUCGUUGCCCGGGGUUUAAAUUUGCUUGAAGGAGAGGAUGAGUUCAUGUUUUGUUGUGCUCAUUGUUGUCUCAGAGUUAUGGAGUCCAUUUUCAGAAAUGGUAAUGGCUGGGCCUAUGUACAGAUAGCAGCGUAUGGGAAAGGAUUUGUGAUGGCAUCUCAAGACACGUGGGCCCUCUUUCGGAAAGAAAAAAUGGAACAAGUUGUGGAUUCUGAUAUAACAAGCUCAAUCUGCUUCCUCUCAGGAGUUUGCAGUGGCUCCAUAUGUGUCAUUGUGGUGGCUGCUUGGACUGCCAAAGUUCACCAAAGUUUCACAGCUACCCUUUCCGUUCUUACUUUCUUCGUUGGAUACCUUUUGACAAGGAUUGCCAUGGCAGUGCCUCAUGCUUGUGUGAGUUGUUACUAUGUAUGCUAUGCAGAGAACCCAGAGAACAGACUGUUUGAUAAAACAAUCAAGGACCGUCUCAACUUGUUAGAAACUAACAAGGAAGUCGCCGUGAGAACACCGCGAGUACCGCUCUAGAGUUCAAGGGCUUAGUCAGAGGAGAAGGAGGAGGAGGAGGAGGAGGCUUCAAGGGGUUCCAUAAUCCUGACCUACCGAACCAUCAACUUGGUUGAAGUCUGAGAAGAAUCCUUGAUGGCUUGAGGAGGUGGUUAUGGUGGGAAUGAUCUAAAUUGAUGAAAAAUAAAUAAUAAAAAGAGUUGAGCCAUUAAUGGAGUUUUGAAUUGGAAGGAAUGUGGUGAGUAAUGAAAUUUCUGAAUCAAUGAACAAGGCCACUAAGAGGCAAAGUGUCUUUGUGGUGGCGCGCGGUGGCCAUGUACUAUGUAUAUUCUGCUUUUGUUUGUUGGAUAUUCCCUAUAAGGUGAAAUCCCACAAUUUUUUUGUUCUCAGAAA